AUGCAAACUAUCUCGAAAGCUCCGUCUGCUAUCUCCUUCUUUCGAUGUUCUUCGAAGCUAACAAGUCAGCCAUGUGUGAGACAGCUUCACCUCAGAAAGGGUCUUGUAUGCAGAGUCAUGAAGCUUGUUUCUUCACCUCUUAGGACUUUGCGCGGUGCUAGCAAAUCUAUCCGUGUGUCCAAUUUCUGCAGCGUCUCCAACAUCUCCUCAUUACAGAUUGAACUGGUGUCUACUUCUUGA
Eruca vesicaria subsp. sativa (arugula) is the source of this 240-nucleotide messenger RNA. The record is from the annotation of a GenBank genome assembly. Lineage: Eukaryota; Viridiplantae; Streptophyta; Magnoliopsida; Brassicales; Brassicaceae.